GUAACCUCGAAACUGUGCUUGUCGUCUUCAAAACGGCAAAAAACCAUCCAUUUUAUGUGAAGUAUUAACUCUGUUACACAGUACACGAAAAACACAAAACACACCAUCCCCACAAAAAACCCAAAACACACCAUCCCCUGCGUGCAAAAAUAUAACAUGGGAAGGAACGUAGACUUAGGGACAGAUAGGCAUUAAUGUGUUACUGUUAGUUACUUAUACCAAAGCCUAGUAUUCUUGCCAGUCCCAUUUACCCUUUGUUGGCAAAUUUGGAUCUUUGCGAUUUCCAUUCCCAAAAUCAGCAUUGCAAAUUGCAAUAGCUGUUAGAUUUGACAAGGACCCACCAAAGCCUUCAACACAGAGUUCUAAAUAUUUAUAUCAUCUCAUCUUGUAGUGCCAUGGCCACCACACCCUUUUUUCUUUCUAUACCAAUUGUGCAAUGCAAAAAGAUAAGCAAGUUUUGUGCUAAAGACAUUUUAAACCCAACUGCGGAUUGACAAGAAACUCUCUCUCUCUCUCUCUCUCUCUCUCUCUCUCUCUCUCUCUCUCCAACUUUUCUUUCUUUCUUUCGCUGAUUCUUGAUACCUUUAGGCCUUAUCUCUCUCAUUUCCUAAGGUUUGGAACUAUAUGUAGACCCAAAAAUUUAAGAAGAAAGUUGCUGAUACAGAAUCAGAUCUUCUUAUUAGUCUUUCUUGCAUAGUUUCUGGGAAUUAUGGAGACCAUACAGCAUAGAGACACUAGGGAAAAAUUUGUGGACAAGCAUGAAGAUAGCAAGUUAAAACAAGAAGGAAAAGGAGAAUUACCAGCAGCCAAGCAACUAUUACCCACCAUUUCCCCUGCCUCACCACCUUCAGCUUCUUCCUCUCCUUCUCAUGAAUUCUCCUUCACAAUCUCUCUUCAUUCUUCCUCAACACCAGUCCCUGAUAAGGCCAAAGCCCCUCCUCCUUCAUUUGCUAUUGAUUUGUCUCCAGCAGAUGACAUUUUCUUCCAUGGCCACUUGCUUCCUCUCCAUCUUCUCUCUCACCUUCCUGUCUCUCCUCGCUCUUCCACCAAUUCCUUGGACAGCUUUACCCUUCCCAUCAGAGAAUUACUAGAUGAUAAAAAAUCCAACAGGAGUAACAACAAUCCCAGCACCAGCCAUGGAAAUAGCAGCAACAUCAGGAACAACAAUAAUAGCAGCAGUAAUAAAACAAAUCAACAUCAAAGCAGCAAUUGGGAGACAAAGGCUAGAAGCAAGCCUAAGCCUUUCUCUUUAUUCAGUUGGCGAAAAGGUUGUGAAGUUAGAAAAUCAGAAGACAAAGAGAAGCAAAAGAAAAAGCUGAGAUUCGAAGUAAGUCAUAUACUAAAGAGGUACGUACGAAUGGUUAGGCCACUAUUGUUCUUUAAAGGAAGGAAACAGAAUCCCCGUAUACACAGGCAAACCUACUCGUUUUCAGGCAAUUUAAGCUUGAGAAAUAAGCAGGAGUUGCGAGGAGAGAGAGGAGAGUUCUCUGCACCUGCUUCCAUGAGAACAUCUCCAACAAACAGUGGUCUUCUUGUAGCAACUGCAGCCCUUCCUUCUCCUACUAGUGAUAGUACCAUGGAGGAAUUGCAGGCUGCAAUUCAAGCAGCAAUUGCUCAUUGCAAGAACUCCAUUGCUGCUGAAGAGAAGAUUAAGUGCUAAGCAAUAUUAUAUUUGAUUUUCCAAUUUUUAGCACUCAGUUUCUUUUACUAUUUGUUUUAUAUAUUAUAUAUAAUAGCAGGAAAUGAAUUUGAAACUUAUAAUAAUAAUGAAGAUGGUUUUGAGUUUAGAGGAUUAA
Hevea brasiliensis (rubber tree) is the source of this 1796-nucleotide messenger RNA. RefSeq names its product BRI1 kinase inhibitor 1. Gene Ontology annotation, cellular component: plasma membrane. The record is from RefSeq and is a predicted model, not a curated record. NCBI's taxonomy places the organism in Eukaryota, Viridiplantae, Streptophyta, Magnoliopsida, Malpighiales, Euphorbiaceae. The transcript has a single exon. Gene Ontology annotation, molecular function: kinase inhibitor activity. The coding region runs from base 710 to 1660 and encodes 316 amino acids.